Coniosporium apollinis CBS 100218 is the source of this 699-nucleotide messenger RNA. RefSeq lists its product as uncharacterized. Gene Ontology annotation, cellular component: eukaryotic translation elongation factor 1 complex; cytosol. The record is from RefSeq and is a predicted model, not a curated record. Bases 1 to 699 code for a protein of 232 amino acids. The transcript is spliced from 4 exons. NCBI's taxonomy places the organism in Eukaryota, Fungi, Ascomycota, Dothideomycetes. Gene Ontology annotation, biological process: translational elongation. Gene Ontology annotation, molecular function: translation elongation factor activity; guanyl-nucleotide exchange factor activity.
AUGGGUUUCACAGACUUGGUCACCGGCGCUGGGCUCACCAUGCUCAACAACUGGCUGAAGACGAGGAGCUACAUCGUCGGCUACACGCCCUCCCAGGCCGACGUCAAGUGCUUCCAGCAGCUCAAGGAACAGCCCGCAGUCGAGGAUUACCCCUACGCCUACCGCUGGUACAAGCAUAUCGCCAGCUUCUCGUCAGAGUUCGACUCGCUACCGGGCGACCCUACCAAGUCACACACCGCAUAUGGACCGGAGUCCAGCGAGCUCACUGUGAAUCCUGCCAAGGCGCCUGAUGCCGCCGAGGAGGAGGGUGACGAUGAGGACGUGGACCUCUUCGGCAGUGAUGACGAGGAGGAGGAUGCUGAGGCCGCGAGAGUCAGGGAAGAGCGGCUGGCGGAGUACAAGAAGAAGAAGGAGGGCAAAACCAAGCCGGCUGCUAAAUCAGUCGUGACUAUGGAUGUCAAGCCAUGGGACGAUGAGACGGAUAUGGCAGAGCUGGAGAAGAACGCCCGCGCCAUUGAGAAGGAUGGUCUGGUCUGGGGUAAAUCUCAGUUUGUGGCGAUUGGCUACGGUAUCAAGAAGCUGCAGAUCAACUUGGUUAUCGAGGACGACAAGAUCUCCUUGGACGAGCUCCAGGAGCAGAUCGCUGAGGAUGAGGACCACGUGCAGUCCACCGACAUUGUUGCCAUGCAGAAGCUGUAG